AUGAAUUCAAACAAAAGAGAAAAUGAUUUAAAUGAAAAUAAUAAUAAUUCUAAUAAUAAUAAUAAUAAUAAUAAUUAUAAUAAUAACAAUAAUAAUAAUCAUUCAGAAUCUCAAUCAUUUCCAAAAGUAAUAAAAAAAACUACAUUAUUAUUUAAUGAUAUUAAUUCAAAAAGGUUUCAAAACAUAAUUGAUUUUGCUUCAAUAAAUAUAAAGGAGAUUAAAAACGGUGAAUUAUCAAUUAGAAAAAGUGAUUUUAAUAAAGAGAAGGAAAUUCCAGCAUAUCAAUGGGAUAAUGAACAAGAGGAAGAUGACCAAAUUAAAUCAAUUAUCAAUUGGUUUAAUAUAAAUAUUCCAUUACCAAAUAAUGAGAAUAAUAAUAAUAAUAAUAAUAAUAAUAAUAAUAAUAAUAAUAAUAAUAAUAAUAAUAAUAAUAAUAAUAAUAAUAAUAAUAAUAAUAAUAAUUAUUGUAAAACAAAUUUUGAAUUAAUUUAUAGAGAUGUUCAUCAUCAUUCAAAUUUAUUAUAUACAUCAAGGUAUAUUGAAUUCUUACCUUAUUCAUUGAAUGGUACUGUAUCAAUAAUAGUAUGUCCACCAAAUUUAAGAUUAUUCGAUAAACAAAUUCAUAUGUUAAUUGAAGUUAAAAAACAUUCAUCAUUUCAUCAUCUUCGAAAUCAAAAUGGUUCAAAUUUAAAAAACUUUAUACAAACUUCAAUUUGUCAAUUAUUAGCAUCAUCAACACGUGUUAGAGAUAAUAAUCCAAUUGUAUUUUUAUUAACUGAUUUGCAAGAUGUUUGGUAUUUCUUUUGGUUUAGUAAUGUUAGAAAUGUUUAUUCAAAUUUUAAUAAUAAUAAUUUUAGUGGUGGUGGUAGUGGUAGUAGUAAUAAUAAUAAUAAUAAUAGUGGUAUUAAUAGUAAUGAAAAUUCAAAUGAAUUCAAAAUUCCAACAAUAUUUAAAAAUUUUAAUAAUGGUAAUAUUGAAAUAUCAUUCACAAAUACUACCAAUAGAAAUGAAGCAAAAUUCAUAAUAAACUAUAUCCUAUAUAGAGUUUUCAAUAUUAGAGAUCCAAUUUAUAAAUGGAGUUGUUAUAAAUUUAGUAAUAAUUUAAAAAAAAAAAUAAAUCCAUUAGUAUUAGAUCCAAAUUAUAAAAAAUCUAGAACUUCAUCAUCAUCUUCAUCAUCAUCUUCAUCAUCCUCAUCCUCUUCAGUUUGGAAUUUUAUUAAAAAAUAUUUAAUACCUUGUAUUUAA
This is a messenger RNA of Dictyostelium discoideum AX4, 1245 nucleotides long. RefSeq lists its product as hypothetical. The coding region runs from base 1 to 1245 and encodes 414 amino acids. The transcript is spliced from 2 exons. NCBI's taxonomy places the organism in Eukaryota, Evosea, Eumycetozoa, Dictyosteliales, Dictyosteliaceae. The record is from RefSeq and is a predicted model, not a curated record.